Molecule: messenger RNA, 3516 nt
Organism: Anisakis simplex (herring worm)
Lineage: Eukaryota; Metazoa; Nematoda; Chromadorea; Rhabditida; Anisakidae
Source: the annotation of a GenBank genome assembly
GUGUCCGGCUCGAGCGACUCCCCGACGCGUAGUCGUUGUGUGGCAGAGGUACGCCCUUUGACCGCUGAAGGAGUGCCGUUACAAACGGUGACACCGAUGAUUACGAAUGGUGAGGCGAGACAUGUGAGCAAUUCGGCGACAGUCGCAUCUUCACCACCACAGAAACGUCGACGAAUAAACGCACCGAAAAUUGAGCGACAACCACAUGCGGAACUUUUGUUGCCAGAAACGCGACAACUGCAAAAAGAUCGGAGACAAGAGUGUGCACAACGAAUUGUUGAUUGGUGUGUGAGGCACAGUGAAUGGGCAAACGUAAAACGUGCGCCGUUGGUAUCCGAUGAAUUGCUGUCGAUUGUCAUCAACGAAGUCAAACGAAAACAUCGACCGAAAGCACGAAAUGCAACUGCCCAUCCAGAAAAAGGAAAAAUGCCGAUUGUUGAGUUGAACGCGUUCGAAUGCAGUGACGAGCUCGACUGGAUUCGUGAUCGAUUGCGACAAGUCGUGGAGGAUAUGGUUGAGAGGUUCACAGUGUACGUUCACGGUGCCAUUGCAAAUGCACCGAGCCUUCAGCCAACCUCAUCGGGUCGUUUUGCGUAUCGUAAGCAGUUGGAUGAGGACGUUAACAUGGCGUGUCGUCACUUGUUUGAAUCGUACAAUGAUCCUUUGGUGUUCCAGUGCAGAACGAUGCAAACGUUACAAUUCCCUGAACUGAGGCUUAUCGAAUAUGAUUGUGGGAAACUGCAAGUGUUGAGUGCACUUUUGCGAGAUUUAUUCAUCUAUAAGCAUCGUUGUCUGAUAUUCACACAAAUGUCUCGAAUGUUAGACGUUCUGCAAGCGUUUCUAUCAUUUCAUGGAUAUCAAUAUUUCCGUCUUGACGGUACUACGGGCAUUGAACAACGACAGGCAAUGAUGGAACGUUUCAAUAGUGAUCCGAAAAUAUUCUGUUUCAUUCUGUCGACUCGUUCUGGUGGAAUUGGUGUGAAUCUGACUGGUGCAGACACGGUGAUCUUCUAUGAUUCCGACUGGAAUCCAACUAUGGAUGCUCAAGCGCAGGAUCGAUGCCAUCGGGUACGUGCUGAUUAUUGGUUAAGUGCUAUUUAUGCGCUGAAUGCAUUACCUCAGAUUGGUCAAACGCGAAAUGUAACAAUUUAUCGGUUGAUAAGCGAACGAACAAUCGAGGAGAAUAUCUUGAAGAAAGCAAUGCAAAAACGUAGACUUGGUGAAUUGGCGAUUGACGAGGCUGGCUUCACACCGGAAUUCUUUAAAGGCGACAAUCUGAGGGAGUUAUUCCAAGGAGAGGCUGCUGUCGCCGAUGUGGUUGCACCGGUCAGCGUUAAUGAUCCUGCCGAACUGGAAAAGGUAAUGGCCAGACUCGAAGAUGUACAAGACGUGGCAGCAGCAAAUCGUGCGAAUGCUGAAGCAAAAGCUGAACUUGCCGAAUUCGAUGAGAAUGUUCAACCGAAAGAAGAUAAUGUCAGCAAUUCGAAUGCGCUCGAUGGAACCGAUUCGAAGUAUUUCGAACUUUUGAAUCAGUUGAAACCUAUCGAGAGGUACGCUAUAAACUUCUUGGAGGCUGAGUAUAAGCCAGAUUUUGAGGAAGAAGUCAAAGAGGCUGAGGCGAUGAUUGCGUCAAAGAAAGACGAAUGGCUGAAGGCGCAUGAGACAGUGCUUGAAGGUGGUGACGGUGAUGAGCUGAAUGAUGAUGACGAUGAAUUUGAUGUGACUUACGCGAAUGGAUUCAAAAUACCAGGUUCAAUUGAUGAGGUACGCAAUAAGCGUGGCGCUAAGUCCACAAACAUUCAUGCAUCCUCCUCAGCCAGCAACAUCUCCUCUAAAGUCUCUCCUCCUCAAGCCCACAAACAACGUCUCAUCCCAAGUCGUUUCUCUUCUCGUAUCUCUGCCGCUAGUGCGUUAUCAUCUAAGAACAACACCACCGUAUCACAGUCCAAUACCAAAAACUCCACCAACAGCACCACCACCGCAUCUAGGGCAUUACGUCUAACACGUAGGCAUUCAUCAGAUUCCAAUCUGAAAGCAUCACAAACUUCUAAGAGAGUUUCAUCAACUACUAGCACCACUAAAAGUUCGUCUAACGAUAAGAAUAAGUCGAAAAAGAAGGUGAUCACUGACAGAACAUCAUCAACAACCGCGGCAAAUAAGCGCAAUGUGAAGUCGACGGGUAUCGACGGUAAUAAGUCCAAGAGUAGCAAACAACAACGAAGCACAAAAGGCCGUUCUGCAAACGACAAAGCUCAUAAAGGGACCACUGCCGACGUGACAACAAAGGUUGACAGCAGAGGUGCUGAGCAGAAAUUGGUGAUGAAGAAGAAGAAUAAAAACGAUUUGUCGAUUCGUAAUGAAGGGAACGUAUUGGUGGUUGAUAGUGACGACGAGCAUUUUUCGUUGCCGUCAUCGUCUAACGAAAGUGAACCACAAGCUGCAUCAUCGUCUCGCAAAUCACGUGGCAAACCCACUCAUUACGUGUCCACUCUUAGUGAUCAACGUCCACUGAUGUCAUCGUCCCCGUCGCCGUUACCGAGCUACCCAAUGCACCCGACAACAUAUGCCGUCAGAAGUGAUCGUCAGCUGAACACAUCGUCUGAUGAUGUGCGUGCAUCAACUAGCGCAAUCACCCCUCAAACAUUUUCGUGUGUUUUGGUGCCACUCUCACCUACCUCAGUAAUUUCAUCCUCAUCAACAACAACAGCAAGCCCUCGAUCAAUGACCACAUCACAGUCGAGUGGACGCAGUCAGAUUGUCGGCACCACAAGAGGUAUCAAUGUGCAGCCGUCUACUUCGCAGAAGUCAUUUUCGUCGGAAGAUAUCCGUGAUCGUUAUGUUAUGACAACAAGCUCAUCAACUAUAAACAACAGACAGCGGCUAAUAACCAGCGGUCGUUCCUUACCUUCAACAUCCUAUAGACUGGUGGCAACAUCACAGUCUACUAGUGGUGUUCGUCAGCAUAUUUCGUCCGGUGCUACAGCAGCUGGCUCAACGAUUCCAGUGCAACGUCGUCUAGUAGUGGUAUCGCGUAGCUCUAGUUCACAGCCUGUUAGUGUGAUUAAUGCUCAGCAAGCAUCUACAUCAUCAUGUCGACCUUCGUCGAAUAUCCGGGUUAUCUCGACAGCAUCUGGUUCAUCAUCGUAUCGAGUUCUCAGCGCGGCACGUUCAAGCGCCUCACCAUCUCUUCUCUAUCAGAGACAACAACCCUCUUAUUUCGUUACAAGUGGAACGGGCAGUGAUGGAGUAGUAUCAGACGGACGACGCGCAAGACUGCCGUCAAUAUCAUCCCAAGGAGGUGGUUAUACGAAACCGUCGUUGGGUGAUUACGAACGCCCGCGAUUGUUCUUUCGUAAACGUGCAUCCGUACCACAACAACAAGCUCAGAGUUCAUCAGAGGCGGAUGAUCGUGCAUCGUCGAGUGGUAAUGUAGUGCACAUGAGUGCGACAGACAGCGAUCACAAUGCUACAAAUGAUGUUGAUGUUAAUGCGAAUACAGAAACGGGUGCAUCUUAA